AUGUUUCUCAAAGUUCAGAUACCUUGGAACGUGAUGAUUCCAGCUGAAACCAUGGAUGCAAAAGGGCUGAUGCUGAAGAGAGAGAUAAUAGUACAGUUACUGGAAGCAUUCGCUUCGAAGAAAGCCACCAAUGAGCUCGGCUACUACUUGACAGUCACGGAUCUUGACAAGAUCGGAGAAGGCAAGAUCAGGGAGCACACCGGCGAAGUCAUGUUCCCUGUGGUGUUCAGCGGGAUUACUUUCAAGAUCUUCACAGGUGAGAUACUUCAAGGUGUGGUUCACAAGAUUCUGAAGCACGGUGUGUUCCUGAGGUGUGGUCCGGUGGAGAAUGUUUACAUCUCCAACUCGUUGAUGCCGGACUACAAGUUCGUCCAUGGAGAGAACCCGAUCUUCAUGAACGACAAGAUGUCGAGGAUUCAGGUGGAGACUACGGUUAGGUUCUUGGUGGUGGCGACGCAGUGGAUGGAUGCUGAGAGGGAGUUUCAGGCGCUGGCUAGUCUUAAAGGGGACUACCUUGGACCCAUCUCUGAAGAAUGA
Messenger RNA from Microthlaspi erraticum, 537 nucleotides. The record is from the annotation of a GenBank genome assembly. NCBI's taxonomy places the organism in Eukaryota, Viridiplantae, Streptophyta, Magnoliopsida, Brassicales, Brassicaceae.